AUGGCACCAGAGAUUUUUCAAGGAAAAAAAUAUAUUAAAGCUUCAGAUAUAUAUAGUUUUGGAAUGAUUAUGUGGGAGUUUAUGACAGGUAGAAGACCUUUUUGGGAUCAAAAUCAUGAUACAGAGCUUAUUAUUGAUAUAAGUGAUGAUAAAAGAUCAACAGCUACUGAUGUAUAUACUAGAAUUAAAAAAAUGUGUGAAAAUGAAAGGAAAAGUUAUGUUAAUAAAUAUCCAACUAAAAUUAUAGAAUCAUCAGAUAUUGGACCUAUAACAACAAAUAAUCCAGGUGCUAUUUAUAGAACUUUACAGAAACCCAUGAAAUCGUGGCUAUGUAGUAGCCAUGCUGCCGCCACUUAA
Rhizophagus irregularis DAOM 181602=DAOM 197198 is the source of this 357-nucleotide messenger RNA. The record is from RefSeq and is a predicted model, not a curated record. Lineage: Eukaryota; Fungi; Glomeromycota; Glomeromycetes; Glomerales; Glomeraceae.